AUGAUAUUCCUUCGCCAUCACCUUCAUGAAGGCCUUAAGACUGAGUACUUGACUGUUAAAGACCCACAAGUCCUUUGGAGUAAUCUAAAGGAAAGGUAUGACCACCAGAAAACUGUGAUAUUACCAAAGGCUCGUUAUGACUGGUUACAUUUAAGAUUACAAGACUUUAAGUCUGUGAGUGAAUACAACUCAGCCAUGUUUAGAAUUACAUCACAAUUGAAAUUAUGUGGAGAGAAAAUCACGGAUGCAGAAAUGUUAGAAAAAACAUAUUCUACUUUUCAUGCAAACAAUGUUGUCCUGCAGACACAAUACCGUGAAAAGGGUUUUACAAAAUAUUCUGAUUUGAUAUCUUGUCUCCUUGUGGCUGAGCAAAAUAAUGAACUAUUAAUGAAAAAUCAUGAAUCACGCCCAACUGGCUCUACUCCAUUCCCUGAAGCGAAUGCGACAUCCCAUAGUGGGAAAGGGCAAAAGGCUAGAGAUCAUGCCAGCAGUCGUGGUCGAGGCCGUGGUCGAGGUUGUGGUCGCGGCCGCGAACGUGGACAUGAUCGUGGUCGAGGUGGUCAUUUUAAGAACUCAUACUCUCACCAGAAGUGGGACAAUAAAAAUGGAAAUAAGAAUGAGAAGGAUAAAUAUGAAAAUAUAUGCUACCGUUGUGGAGGAAAAGGCCAUUGGUCUCGUGUGUGUCGUACACCAAAACAUCUAGUAGACCUUUAUCAACAAUCAAUCAAACAGAAAGGAAAGAAAGUGGAAACAAAUUUGGUGUACGAGGAUGGCGAAGGUGAUUUUGAUUACGGUGAUACAACUCACCUGGAAGCGGCUGAUUUCUUUCCUAAUCCUGAAGAAAAUAAUUGA
Chenopodium quinoa (quinoa) is the source of this 852-nucleotide messenger RNA. RefSeq lists its product as uncharacterized. Gene Ontology annotation, molecular function: zinc ion binding; nucleic acid binding. The coding region runs from base 1 to 852 and encodes 283 amino acids. The transcript has a single exon. The record is from RefSeq and is a predicted model, not a curated record. Lineage: Eukaryota; Viridiplantae; Streptophyta; Magnoliopsida; Caryophyllales; Amaranthaceae.